GGGUAAACUAUUUUUCAGAGCGUUCGCAACGUACACAAUUUCGGUGCCCCAAUAGUGCGUUUUAGUGCAUUCGCAAAGAGCCUGGUCCGCGCAUACGUAAGCGUUUCGGUUGCGUGUGUCUGUGUGAGUGUGUUUACCCGUUUCUCGUCGUCUUGUCGCGAGAGGGCGAGCGAGGUGGUGGAGAAGGAAGGUAGCUCAGUAGUGGGUCACUCAGCGUUGAUUGCUUGAUUGUCCGCACAUUCCGCCCGCAUCGCGUUCUCGGGGGUCAAUCAUCGGCGGUCGGCAUGGAUAACGACAGUGAUCAAAACAACCGCGAUCGUUCGCGGCGAGGCGACCGGCGCGGUGGUGGCGGGUCGCGCUUCAGCAACGACCGCGAUCGAUCGCGUGAUCGCGAGCGCAGCGAUUGCCGGCGGAUUUACGUAUCGAACGUACCGUACGAGUACCGCUGGCAGGAUCUGAAGGAUCUGUUCCGCAAGGAGGUCGGCGAUGUAUCGUUUGUUGAGCUUUUCCACGACGAGAACAGUAAACCGCGAGGCUGCGGCAUCGUUGAGUUCGAAAAGGCCGAACACGUCCAGAUGGCGCUGGAAAAAAUGAAUCGCUACGACAUUAACGGACGCAAUCUGGUCAUCAAGGAAGAUUACGGUAACGAGCGGGACAAGUUUGGCCGCGUGGUACCCAAAUCGUUCCGCGGUUCCGACAGCGACAACCGCCGACGUGAUCGUGACGACGAUCGAAUGUCCGGACCGUCCCACGGCGGUGGUGGCGGUGGGACCGGUGGCGGCGGGACCGGUAGCGGUAGCGGCGGUGGUGGCGGCGGUAUUGUCGGUGGCAGCGGUUUAGGUGGCGGUGGAGUGCUUGGCGGCGGCAAUCUCGGUGGUGGCGGAGGCAAUCUCGGUGGUGUCGGAGUAGGUGGUGGUGCUGGGGGAGGUGGUGUCGGUGUAGGUGGUGGGGUCGGUGGUGGGAAUGAUUUUCCCCAGGACUACAACACCUACGGUCUCAGUGUCAAGUUCUUGGAAGGGUUGGGCAUUCAGGGCCCGUUACACACGAAGAUCUUCGUGGCGAAUCUUGACUAUAAGGUCGACGCGAAGAAGCUGAAGCAGGUGUUUAAGUUGGCCGGCAAAAUCCAAAGUCUCGAUCUGUCAGUCGACAAGGAUGGCAACAGCCGCGGCUUUGCCGUCAUUGAGUAUGACCACCCGGUCGAGGCGGUCCAGUCGAUCUCGAUGUUCGACCGCCAAAUUCUCUACGAUCGCCGAAUGACCGUUCGUUUGGACCGGCUGACGGAGAAGAGCGAAAUGAGCCGGCUACCGGAGGGCCUCAAGGGCAUCGGCAUCGGGCUCGGUCCGAAUGGCGAACCGCUCAAGGACGUGGCCCGCAAUCUACCUUCGCUCCAGCAGCAAAACACGGUCCUACAAAGCACGGUCAUGCAGAACGCGGCCCCGACACCGGUGCAGCCUCCGCUGACGGCCAGCAAUUUGCUCAACUCGGCCGCCACCAGCAGCCUGCCCGGGCUGAACUCGAACCUGGCGGCGCAGCUGAGCAACGUGGUCAGCUUGACCAAUCUGACCGGUGGGUUGCAAAGCUCGUUGCUCUCGAACGCGGCCGCCGGUCUGUCCAAUCUGAGCGGUCUUGGUGGUCUGGGUGCGGCGGCAACCGGUGGAGUCGGGGGCGGGCUCGGCGGAGCGGGCGGUGGUCUCGGCGGCGGGCUCGGUGGUGGUCUCGGUAACAGCUUAUCCAGUGCGCUCAGUGGUCUCGGUGGUGGCGGCGGCAACGACGUAGGGCUCGGCUCGAGCUUCAACCAGAACUACUCGUCCGGCUUCGGUAACGGUGGGUCCAACCGGGGCAACGACUACGACAUGGGCUCCUCGAACGUGCGCAACUACAGCACGGCACCGAACGAUGACUACAGUCGUAACUACGGGGGCCUCAACAAUGGCAACCGGAAAAUGUCCGACACGAUCGUCAUUCGCAAUAUGCCCUCUUCUUGGACGUGGCAAACGCUUCGCGAUAAAUUCCGGGACGUCGGCGAGGUAAAGUUUGCCGAAAUCAGAGGACAGGACACGGGUGUCGUGCGGUUCGCUAAGGAACGGGACGCCGACGUUGCCAUUAAACUUAUGGAUGGGUCAAGAUUCGAGGGACGGACGGUGGACGUGACAUUCUUUUAAUUGCUAACGAAAAGGUCAUCUGCCCACUUUCUUCUUUCUGUUGCAUUUCAUUGGGGGUCUUCCGGUCGGCCUUGCUAAACUCGAAAAAUUCGAAGAUAUUUACCCAACUUUUUCGCUCGUACAGGAAACAAGAGGGAAAACUCUCUGGUAGUUGUAGGGAAGUCGACAGUUUUUUUUCCUUUUGUUACCGCGUGCCCCAUAGCUCUUAGGUUGUUCUCUUCGUUCCGCCACGUGUGCAGCGUCGAUUUUCCGUCCCGAUUCCGAUUUUUCCGGCGCAGGAGUGACCGCAAUAGUUCGCGACAUGCAAAUCGCAUUGCGAAACGACGCACUCGACAAAGUUCAGUACAGUUUGUAGCUUGCUCUGAUCGAUUUGAUACAUUUGUCACAAGGGACGUGUGGUUUUUUCCCGUAUUGUUCGCAAGGGCGUCAUGAAACUGUGGCUCUUUUAAGUCGAUUGAAUUUUGCUUCCGUUUCCAUUGCAAGCAGCAACCCCAUUCGUUUGCAAAUUUUGAAGUGGCCGCUAUCUAAAUCAACACAUCGAAAACCCCAGAACAACCGAUAAAACAAUCAACCGUUUUUGAACUAGCGAAUUCAGCGUUAGAGAAUACUCCACGUAGUAGCCAUAGGUUUCGGGAGUAUAAUAUACAUUAUUGUUCGCCAUAGUAACAAAGCACGCCCGGAAGCAGCGCACCAGUUGAAAGCAUCCGAAGCGCGUGCUGUGGUGUGUCACGGAAAGAAGGCCGGCUAAUAUUAAGGGUGACACGCAGUCUGCAGAGCGUGGAAUGCGGAUUGCCAGUGCCUCGGCAACCGGGAGCGAUCGAUUGUAUUCUAGUAAAUUGACACAAAGAUACCAUCCCGUCAAACUCUCUCAUACCCAUAGACAGCAGAACUAUGC
Messenger RNA from Anopheles bellator, 3057 nucleotides. RefSeq names its product myelin expression factor 2-like. The transcript is spliced from 6 exons. Lineage: Eukaryota; Metazoa; Arthropoda; Insecta; Diptera; Culicidae. The record is from RefSeq and is a predicted model, not a curated record. Gene Ontology annotation, molecular function: mRNA binding. Gene Ontology annotation, cellular component: cytoplasm; nucleus. The coding region runs from base 285 to 2162 and encodes 625 amino acids.